CUCUCAAAUCUCAAUCAUUUCCGAUGAGACUGUAUUAUUUAUAUGUAAACCUACAAAAGACUAUGCCAGUUCGAACCCGAGAUCAUCCACAAACAGCGCUACUCAAAUGGCCUCCAAAAACUUACUUCGUCGUUGUUCUUCUUCUUCUGAAACGGUUACGAAAACCAAAAUCGCAUCUUUGUUCACAAAACCGGGUAAAGUGACUACAACUAUACCACCAGAUUCAGUACAUAACGUUGAAGAGGUAGCGAGGCUUGAUCAAUUCCUCCAAAAAAAUUGUAAACAAGGUAAUAUCACUCUUGAUGAAGCACGCUAUUUCUUUCGUUUAAUGAUUCAUAUGCAACCCAAACCACCAAUUUUAUCAUUCAACCGGUUGUUUGGAGCUCUUGCUAAGAAGAAGUUUUAUGAAGACGUCAUUUCGCUUUACAAGCGAGUGUGUUCAAUUGGGUUGUUGCCGGAUCUUUUUACUUUGAAUAUUUUGAUUAAUUGCUAUUGUAAUGUGGGUCGAGUUUGUGAUGGUUUUGUUGUUUUUGGGAGGAUUUUGAGGUGGGGUUUUUACCCAGAUGCUGGGACUUUUAAUCUUUUGAUUAAAGGUUUGUGUUUGGAGAAUAGGAGUUUGGACGCUAUGAGGUUGUUCAAAAAAAUGGCUGUGUUUGGGGUUAAGCCUAAUAUUGUUUCUUAUGGUAGUAUUAUCGAUGGUGUUUGCAAAGAUGGGUUGGUUGAUAGGGCCAAAGAAGUUUUUUUGGAAAUGAAGAGUAGAGGAAUUAAGCCAAAUGUGGUAGUUUGUACCUCUCUAAUUUACGGUUUGUGUUUUGUGGGAAAUUUGGAGGAGGCUGUGAGUUUGUUUACUGAGAUGGCGGAUCAAGGUUUGCAGCCUAAUGUGCUAACAUAUAAUACAAUUAUAAGUGGGUUUUGCAAGGAGGGAAAGAUAGAGGAAGCUAAUGGAUUGUUAGAAUUGAUGAUCCAAAGAGGUUUGCAACCAGACAUAUUUAUUUAUAGUACUUUGAUGGAUGGUUAUUGCUUGCUGCAUAGAUUUGAUGAUGCAAGGGAGCUGCUAAUCUCUAUGGAGACUAAGGGCUGUAAGCCUAACGUUGUCAGUUAUAGUACUUUGAUCAAUGCCUAUGGCAAGAAUAGGAAAUUAGAGAAUGCUAUGAGUCUUUUCAGGGAAAUGAUUUCAAAGGGAAUUAGACCGGCAGUAUUUACAUUCAACGCUUUGUUGACUGGUCUUUUUCUAUCAAAUAAGGUUGGAGCUGCACAGAAACUAUUUGCUGAGAUGAAAAUUUAUAAUGUCGCACCUGAUUCAUUUACAUAUAAUAUUUUGAUUGAUGGGCUAUGCAAGAAUGGCCGUGUUCUGGAGGCAGCAAAAUGGUUUCGUACUUUGGAGUACUAUGAGUUUAAACUUAGUAUUGAAAUCUAUAGCAGCCUCAUUGAUGGGUUGUGUAAAAAUGGAAUGAUCGAAAUUGCUUGGGAGAUAUUUGACAAAUUGCCUCAAAAAGGCCUAAUGCCAGACGUUAUGACAUAUACCAUCUUAAUCAAUGGGUUUUGUAAAGAGGGAAAACUACGAAAGGCAUAUGAUUUGUUAUUUGAUAUGGAAAAAAAGGGUUGUGCUCCAAAUGUCUUUACAUUCAAUACUCUUAUGCGAGGUUUUUUGCAAAAUAAUGAGGCAGCUAAAGUGGUUGAACUUCUUCACAAAAUGAAGGACAGAAAUGUGAUACCAAAUGGUAUCACAUUUUCCGUAGUUGUGGAUUUACUGUCAAAGGAUAAAGAACUUUUGAAGUUGCUUCCUCAAUUUCCUCCGCAAAAGUCAACAAGAGGCUGACAUGAUGAAUAUUGCUGUACUUGACUAUAAAAACCAUCUUCAAUGCUGUGAAUGUCUGUGAAGUAUUGUUGGUGCUGAUGAAGGCUGACUCUGAGUAAUUGUUGUGGGGUUGAUUAAUAUGCAGUGCAGAAUGAUGAGAAGUGAUGUUAAUGUUGUUGUGUUGAUAUUGAUUUAGUGUUGGUGUUAUUGAAGUAAUAGUCUGUAGUAAAAGAAUAUGGUCAUAAAAAGAACAGAGUUCUUGUAGUAUGACAAAGGCAGAGAGCAGAGUAAAGUCUGUUAAUUGAAGACAUGUUUUGUUUUAAGGGGAAAUAUUGAACAUAUAAGCUACUUGGGUUUAAGUGUAAGAAUUAGAAAGACUUGUAAAAAAAGGGUGCGUUUUGUCCGUUUAACAAGUAACAACUAUACAAAACAGUAGCCCGCCUAUUCUAAUG
Molecule: messenger RNA, 2250 nt
Organism: Pistacia vera
Lineage: Eukaryota; Viridiplantae; Streptophyta; Magnoliopsida; Sapindales; Anacardiaceae
Product: pentatricopeptide repeat-containing protein At1g62720-like
Exons: 2
Coding region: 107-1819 (570 amino acids)
Molecular function (GO): protein binding
Source: RefSeq, a predicted model, not a curated record